Drosophila melanogaster (fruit fly) is the source of this 1607-nucleotide messenger RNA. RefSeq lists its product as uncharacterized. NCBI's taxonomy places the organism in Eukaryota, Metazoa, Arthropoda, Insecta, Diptera, Drosophilidae. The transcript is spliced from 3 exons. Gene Ontology annotation, cellular component: endoplasmic reticulum membrane. Bases 86 to 355 code for a protein of 89 amino acids. The record is from RefSeq and is marked reviewed.
CCACACUGGAAUAGUCCGAAAACCUGUUAGCUUGCGUUAUUUAGUUAAAUUUGCGGAGAAGAGCAGGCAGGCGCAGUCAGGCAAGAUGAGCAAGGAAAUCCGUUUGGCCACCGUCAACGAACACAACAAAGCCACGGAUCUGUGGGUGGUCAUCGACAACAAGGUCUACGAUGUGACCAAGUUCCGUCUCGAGCAUCCCGGUGGCGAGGAAUCCCUGGUGGAUGAGGCCGGUCGCGAUGCCACCAAGGCCUUCAAUGACGUGGGUCACAGCUCGGAGGCGAGAGAGAUGUUGAAGAAAUACUACAUUGGUGACCUGGCUGCUGCGGACAUCAAGAAGAAAAGCCCAAUUAGGUGAGAAUCCUGUCCAGCAAGUGCAUGCAAAGACCCAACCAAGCCAAAAUGCCAUAUCAUCAUGUAAAUAAAGAAAGCCCUGCGGAUUUCCCUUCUCCGCUCCCACACGGAUUGAUCUCCUUAUCUCGCUAGAACACCAGUAUUCCUGAUAAGGCAUUUCAUCAUCAUCAUUUCGUACGCUCCACUUUCCUUAAUGCAUGAAGCUCCUAUUCCGACCACAACCGGUUUCGCAUGAGCAUGGCCUGCGUUUCAAUCAAUAAGUACAAUUAGCCAACUCUUAUGUAAUCCAUUAAUUGCCUCGAAGCCCCCAAAGUUUCACGCUUCACGUGUCCUGAAAGUCUCUAUUUCGUACACUUUUUGGUGUACUACUUUGAUACCCUUUGAUACGAUUGGAUACCCUGAAGAAGAUAAUGAUGAUACAGAAGUGUUCCUUAAAUUAUAUCAAUUAUUUAUAUUCCCAUAUAGAGUAUCAACUUUUUCUUUACCAACCGCUAACAAAGCCACAAUACUUAAUAUUUAAUGAAUCUAAUGAAUCUCAACUUGCAUGUAUGAUAUUUGCUCCAUUCAAGAUUUAAUUCCUUCUCAAGCACGAAAAUAAGGUUCUACAAAAGCUAGUUGGACUUGUAAGUUCUAACCACUGACCUGUGUACAUAUAUUACCCAUCAUGAUUAACCCAAAGCACACGUCAAGCAACUGGAAUUAUGUACAUAUAUAAAUGUGAUAAUCUAGAAUACCAACAAUUUGCACGCUGUAAUUGGUCACUCUUUGGUUUUGUGAAUGGCACCCCACCUUGACUUGCGUUUUUAUUUUGAUUCUUGGUUCUGUGCCUUGGUAAAGUGCCACGCCUACUGAUGCCGCCGCCACCCCCAAGCAAUGCUGCAUCCUAAGUUAAAUCAACCCCUCUAGAAAUGCCUGCAAAACCGUGUAAUCCUAGCUAGCUAACCAAAGUGCACCCAGUUUUGUUGUUGUGACACCCAGUCGGUCGGAGUGCCUUAUCCUGACCAUGAUACUCCCAUUGAUUUAAACCGCCUUUCAUAUUCUCUAUUCCAUGCAACAGCUGCCGUCAUGUGGCACUGGCCCUGGGCGCCGCCUUCAUCGGCAUCUCGCUGGUCUAUGUGAUCCGACGCGGUGUGGCCAGAAACUAGUCUGCGGCCGGACUGCAUUACGAGAUUCCAGAUAUAUUCCCCCAAUUUGGGAACAUCAAUUUCCUCACACAUUUGACACGAAAUAAAUUGUACAAAUUGCUUAAAUUACAC